UGCGCUGCGGAGCGGUCUGUUUCAGACAAGGGGAAGGCUGCCACUGAGCUCUGCUACAGUCGAGACAAAAGCGAGAGGUCUGUUCGAGGAUAAAGUGCACUUGUGUCGCUAGGAUUGUGACUAUAUUUUCACUAAUGAUGAUCUGAUAUCUGAAGUAUUGAUCAGGCCCAUGCUAGCUAGAGCCAUGAGCGGUUUACUGAAGAGGAAGUUUGAGGAGGUCUGUGAUGAGGACCAGUGCUACUCCUCGUCCUCCUCCCUGUCGUCCACAGCCUACUCCGGGUGGGACUCGGAGGGCGAGAGCUGCUACUCAGACACCCUUGACUCAACAUCCAGCAACCCUGGCUCUCCAGACACACACUACAACACUAAGUCCAUCCUGAAGAAGGCUAAGUGUGAGCAGGGCGGGCGGGGCAACGUGACCUUUGACAUGCUGACAGUGUUCCUGUUCCCGCGGUGCCAGGGCUUCAGCAGCGUGCCCAGUAGGGGGGGCUGUUCCCUGGGCAUGAUGCAGAGCCACAGCGCCCUCCGCAGGUACACCCUGGAUGAAUACGCUGUGGAGCAACACACCCUCCGUCGGGAGAAACUCCUCGACCGCCUCCGAGAGGAGAAACUGGAUGCUCUCAAACAGAAGCUGACUCAGGGAGGCACGGUGGAGUCAGAGGAGGCUGACCGCCUCACCGUCGACGACAUCCCAGAGGACGCGAUGGACAUUAGCAGCUGUAACCUAGACGACGGCUCCUUCCUCCACCCCUACCCCUCCAAGAGGAGACAUGCCCUGCUAAAGGCUGCGGGGGUGAAGGUGGAGAAGGAGGAGAAGAGACAGCUGCAGCAGCUCAGAGUGUCCAGGGAGGAUUGUGGGUGUGACUGCCAGGGGUUCUGUGAGCCAGAGACCUGCGCCUGCAGCGUGGCAGGAAUCAAGUGUCAGAUGGACCACUCGUCAUUUCCCUGCGGCUGCACUAAGGAUGGCUGCGGUAACCUGGAAGGUCGUAAAGAGUUCAACUCCAGCCGGGUUCAGACCCACUACAUCCACACCAUCAUGAAGCUAGAGCUGGAGAAGAGACUGGAGGAGACGUCUGGACCAGAGGAAGAGGACCUGGAAGAGACCGCCCCAUGUCACUACUACAACCCCUUGUCCAAUCGCUCCUCCUUCCACUUCAUCUCAAAGCUGGCGGCGGUCAGGGAGAACAGCUGUAGUAGCGACAUGACCGACUCCUCUGCCUCCUCUGGGGGGAGUGAAUACUCAGUGGUGGGGCUAGGGCGGCGCUCCCGGGAGGAUGGCCCUCUGCUGGAUGAUGUGGAUGAGAAUGGACUGAGCCGCAUCCUCAGCUUCAGUGACAUCGACGACUACAAUGUAAACAACCGCAUUGUCAAUGACAACCGCUGCUGCCCCGAGCAACGUCUACAGCAACAGCCGUGGAUGUUGACAGGGUUUAUUACGGCAGACUUCCAAGAGGAUAAUAACAAUCUAGAGGUUCACAGAGACAACCGGGCCAUGGCCAUAACACAACUGUUAGAUGAUAACGCUAACCAAGGCAACGCUCUGUUCCACCACAGCGGCUGCAGUGUCCCCAACACCCACUCUUCCUCAGUAGACUGCCCCAACACCCCCUCUUCCUCAGUAGACUGCCCCAACACCCCCUCUUCCUCAGUAGACUGCCCCAACACCCCCUCUUCCUCAGUAGACUGCCCCAACACCCCCUCUUCCUCAGUAGACUGCCCCAACACCCCCUCUUCCUCAGUAGACUGCCCCAACACCCCCUCUUCCUCAGUAGAUGGCACCGCUGCCAGCCUGUCCUCAGAGUCUGACCUGGAGUUCUUUGAUGGUUUCUGUCUGGGUCCUUCCUCCCUCUACAACUCCCUGAAGGAAUACCAACACAUGGACAGCUUCUUUCACUUCCAGUUGCCGAGUUACCCCAGCAGCCAAUCACAGACCAGUGACCCUGGGGCCUGUCUCCUGGAGUCUCUGAUUGGUCUGUCAGAAUCUGUCCCAGAACCCCCUGCAACGUUCAGACAAUCAACCGGACCUGAACUGCCAACUGUGUUCUGGGCUAUGUAGUGAAUUAGGGGGGACGGUAGGUACACUGCUGUUGGAAGAAGCUGUGAUUUCUCGCUCCCCUAUCUAUUGUUAAUGAUAUUCUGUUCUUGCCUUCCAAAUCUUAGCAAAAGCAGUUGGUAAUUAUUGCUGUAUGAAAUGGCAGUGAACAUUUAAUUUGGAAAAAAGAAUGUGAGACUAACAUAAACGUGAACGCUCGAU
Oncorhynchus masou masou (cherry salmon) is the source of this 2254-nucleotide messenger RNA. Its product is annotated as cysteine/serine-rich nuclear protein 2-like. The coding region runs from base 170 to 2056 and encodes 628 amino acids. The transcript has 5 exons. Gene Ontology annotation, molecular function: sequence-specific DNA binding; DNA-binding transcription factor activity, RNA polymerase II-specific. Lineage: Eukaryota; Metazoa; Chordata; Actinopteri; Salmoniformes; Salmonidae. The record is from RefSeq and is a predicted model, not a curated record. Gene Ontology annotation, biological process: regulation of transcription by RNA polymerase II. Gene Ontology annotation, cellular component: nucleus.